GUGUGGGUAAAAAACCCAACACCUCCCUCACCAGAAGAAGAAGGAAGUCCAGAUCAGAAGGGCAUUCCGGUCAUUGUCUCAUCUCCAUGUUCCCCUCCGGCGCCGGCGACGUGUUCAGGUCAUCAGGCGGUGGGGUAUGGUGGGCGGCGCCGUCGGAAGUGGCCGUCGGCGUGACGGUCUUGGCCGGACUGGCUCUGGUGAUGGCCCUGUUCUGCACUACCUCUAGGUAAAAACCCCCCAAAAUUUCAAAGCUUGCUUUUUGAGAAAAACCCUAGAAGAAGAAGAAGCAGUGACAUUUGAUCUGUGAAACCCUAGAUUUCAAAGCUUAAAUUUCAAAGCUUUAAGGAGAAACCCUAGAUUAUGAGAGCUCUAAGACGAAGUCAGACUUCGUUGCCUUCGAAUUCUUCAUCUCCUUCUUCGUCAUCUUCGUCGUCGUCGUCGUCGUAUUCGUGGGUUCAGUUGCGUUCGGUUCUGUUAGUAGUAACCUCUUCCUCACCGGCUCAUUGUUCUUCUUCCUCGGAUCGGGCUCGUCUUAAGUCACCCUGGUCCCGCCGGAAAAGAAAGCAUGCUCUUUCACUUAACCAAUGGAGACAUUUCUUUACACCAGAUGGAAGGCUUCGCGAUGGUGGAGUUAAAUUGGUGAAAAAAGUUCGCAGUGGGGGUGUUGAUCCAAGUAUUAGGGCGGAGGUCUGGCCAUUUCUCCUUGGAGUCUAUGAUUUGAACAGUUCGAAAGAAGAAAGGGAUAUAGUCAAAUCUCAGAAAAGAAAGGAAUAUGAGAAACUACGCAGACAGUGCCGUCGGGUUAUAAAGUGCAUCAAUGGGAGCUCUAAGUUAAAUGGGGACAGUUGCCCUGAGAUGGAUUCUCCUAGCUCCGAGGACGUGGUUAGUGCCAGGGAGUCCCUUUCUAGUGAAGAAAGAAUUGCAGAUUCUGAAUACUCAGAUGACCCGUCCACUUUAUUGUUGGAUGGAGAUGAGACUUCAAGACGAAACAUGAAUGCUGAUUCCAAAGCACUCAACUCAGACUCAUCCGACUCAGACUCUUCUGUAGAAUCUGAGGUGAUUCAGUCUCGCCCCUCGUGUGAAGGAAACGAAAAGAGUGAUCCUGACAUGACUACCAAGGAUGAUGUAUCUCCCUUGAGGACAAAAAUCCAAUCAACGCUAACCAGUGAGGAUUUUAGCACAUGGAAGCGGAUCAUACGCCUUGAUGCAGUACGAACUAAUGCUGAUUGGAUUCCGUACUCCCCAACUCAAGCUGAAGUAUCGAAUGAUAGGGCACGGCGGUCUGCUGAGGCUGUUGGGUUGAAGGAUUAUGAUCACUUGGAGCCUUGUAGAGUUUUCCAUGCUGCUAGACUGGUUGCUAUUCUUGAAGCAUAUGCACUGUAUGACCCAGAAAUUGGUUACUGCCAGGGUAUGAGUGAUCUACUUUCUCCUAUAGCUGCUGUAAUGACAGAGGAUCACGAGGCUUUUUGGUGUUUUGUGGGUUUCAUGAAGAAGGCUCGACAUAAUUUUAGGCUUGACGAGCUAGGGAUCCGAAGGCAGUUGCAUAUAGUUUCUAAGAUUAUCAGAUGCAAAGACUCCCAUCUUUACAGGCACUUGGAGAAGCUCCAGGCUGAGGAUUGCUUUUUCGUCUAUAGGAUGGUGGUUGUGCUGUUCAGGAGGGAGUUGACAUUUGAUCAGACAAUAUGUCUGUGGGAGGUAAUGUGGGCAGAUCAAGCAGCUGUUAGGGCUGGGAUUGGAAAAUCUGCAUGGAGCAGAAUCAGGCAACGAGCCCCACCAACGGAAGAUUUAUUACUUUAUGCAAUCGCAGCUUCAGUAUUGCAGAAAAGGAAGUUGAUAAUAGAGAAGUAUAGCAGCAUGGAUGAAAUCAUUAGGGAGUGUAAUAGCAUGUCUGGGCAACUUGAUAUAUGGAAGCUCCUGGAUGAUGCACAUGACUUGGUGGUAAACCUCCAUGACAAGAUAGAGACAUCCAUCUCUGCGCCAUCUCUUAGCUAAGUUCAUACUUACAUUGUUAGGUUUCAUUUUGAAAGUGGGUUCAAUCGGUACUCCGAACUCUUUUUCUUUUCUUCUUUCCUUUUCUUUUACGCAAGCACCCACAAGCUUAAUCGAGUCAG
This is a messenger RNA of Fragaria vesca subsp. vesca, 2111 nucleotides long. Its product is annotated as GTPase-activating protein gyp7-like. NCBI's taxonomy places the organism in Eukaryota, Viridiplantae, Streptophyta, Magnoliopsida, Rosales, Rosaceae. The record is from RefSeq and is a predicted model, not a curated record. The coding region runs from base 361 to 1992 and encodes 543 amino acids. Gene Ontology annotation, molecular function: GTPase activator activity. The transcript has 5 exons. Gene Ontology annotation, biological process: activation of GTPase activity.